Messenger RNA from Prunus avium (sweet cherry), 3405 nucleotides. RefSeq names its product Pentatricopeptide repeat (PPR) superfamily protein. The record is from RefSeq and is a predicted model, not a curated record. Gene Ontology annotation, cellular component: chloroplast. NCBI's taxonomy places the organism in Eukaryota, Viridiplantae, Streptophyta, Magnoliopsida, Rosales, Rosaceae. Gene Ontology annotation, molecular function: mRNA binding; protein binding. Gene Ontology annotation, biological process: chloroplast-nucleus signaling pathway; mitochondria-nucleus signaling pathway.
CCAACUGCCAGGGGCUGCAGCAGGAAUGAGAAACUUAAGUCCUCCAUUAAACCUAAUUCUUUAGGAGCUGAAAAACCCUGAGCCCCAAGUACCAAGUUUCAAAACUCAAAGCACAAAGCCAUGAUGCUUCACAGCCAGAGUUGCAGUUCCAUGGAAUUAGGGCAAGAAAGUUUCCAGAGCUCAAUGCACAACCGCACCUUCUCACCAAGUAAGCUUCGAAAUCCCCAAUGUCCUUUCAGAACUAGGGCCUUUCUAGAAUUUAACUUUACUCACCACAAUCACGGCUUAGCAAGAAGGCAACUGUAUCCUGUUCCUUAUGCCUUGUCCAUUCCUCAAAAUAUUGACCAUGUUGUGACUUCACGAGCUCAGAAGCAGAGUUCGAGAGGUCCUAGGGCUUUUGUAGGGUUUAAGCUUCAGUGUGAUUCGAAAACAUUGGUUUUGCCCACAAAAGGUUCUUCAAUUAAUGGUAAGAAGAAGGCGUAUGGAGGCGUAUUGCCUUCGAUUUUGCGGUCUUUACAGUCCGAAAACGAUGUUGAAAAGACCCUUAAUUCGUGUGGCGAAAAUUUGAAUCCAAAAGAACAGACUGUGAUUCUCAAAGAACAGAAAAGGUGGGAAAGAGUUGUGCGUGUUUUCGAGUGGUUCAAGUCACAAAAGGAGUAUGUACCCAAUGUAAUACACUAUAAUGUGGUGCUUCGAAAGCUGGGUAGGGCUCAGAAAUGGGAUGAAUUAAGGCUUUGUUGGAUUGAAAUGGCGAAAAGAGGUGUUCUGCCGACAAACAAUACAUAUGCAAUGCUAGUUGAUGUGUAUGGGAAAGCAGGCCUUGUGAAAGAAGCGCUUUUGUGGAUCAAGCACAUGAAACUAAGGGGGAUUUUCCCGGAUGAUGUUACAAUGAAUACGGUUGUUAAGGCCUUGAAGGAUGCAGGGGAGUUUGAUAGGGCAGAUAAGUUUUAUAAGGAUUGGUGCAAUGGCAAGAUUGAGCUCGAUGAACUUGAUUUGGAUUCUAUGGGUGAUUCUGUGAAUGAUUCUGGAUUAGAGCCUAUUAGUUUUAAGCAUUUCUUGUCCACUGAGCUUUUCAAGACAGGUGGGAGAAUUCCCACUUCAAAGAUUAAGGCCUCAUCGGAUACAGAGAACUCUAUCCGAAAACCACGGCAAACAUCGACAUAUAAUGCUUUGAUUGAUUUGUAUGGGAAGGCAGGACGUCUUGAUGAUGCAGCUAAUGUGUUUGGAGAAAUGAUGAAAUCUGGUGUGGCAAUGGAUGCUAUUACUUUCAAUACUAUGAUCUUUACUUGUGGAAGUCAUGGGCAUUUGUCAGAAGCGGAAGCUUUGCUUAGUAAGAUGGAAGAAAGGGGAAUAUCUCCUGAUACAAGAACUUAUAACAUUUUUCUGUCUCUGUAUGCUGAUGCAGGGAACAUUGAUGCUGCUCUGAACUGUUAUAGGAAAAUCAGAGAGGUGGGUCUUUCCCCAGAUAUUGUAUCUCACAGGACAGUUCUUCAUGUAUUAUGUGAGAGAAACAUGGUCCAAGAUGUGGAAACUGUGAUUCGGAGUAUGGAGAAAUCUGGUGUGCGAAUUGAUGAGCAUUCUGUUCCUAGUGUAAUCAAGAUGUAUAUUAAUGAGGGACAGCUUGAUCAGGCGAAGGUUUUUUAUGAGAAAUGUCAAUUAAAUGGUGGGCUUUCAUCAAAGACAUGUGCAGCAAUUAUAGAUGCAUAUGCUGAAAAGGGAUUUUGGACUGAAGCUGAGGCCAUAUUCUAUAGGAAGAAAGACUCGGUGAGACAGAAGAAGGAUGUUGUGGAAUAUAAUGUUAUGAUCAAAGCUUAUGGUAAGGCAAAGCUUUAUGAUAAAGCAUUUUCUCUCUUCAAGGGCAUGAGAAAUCAUGGGACUUGGCCUGAUAAAUGCACAUAUAAUUCUCUCAUUCAAAUGUUCUCAGGAGGUGAUUUGGUGGACCAGGCAAGGGAUGUUUUAACAGAAAUGCGUGAAAUGGGUUUCAAGCCACACUCUCUAGCCUUCUCUGCUCUUAUUGCAUGCUAUGCUCGCCUUGGCCAGCUUUCUGAUGCAGUUGAUGUGUACCAAGACUUGGUAAACUCAGGAGUAGGACCAAAUGAAUUUGUGUAUGGUUCUUUAAUCAAUGGAUUUGUAGAAUCUGGCAGAGUUGAAGAAGCACUUAAGUAUUUUCGCCACAUGGAAGAAUCUGGGAUUUCUGCAAACCAGAUAGUUCUUACAUCCCUGAUAAAGGCUUAUGGUAAGGUGGACUGCCUUGAUGGAGCAAAAGUACUCUAUGAGAGGCUGAAAGAUCUAGAGGGUCCCCGAGAUAUUGUUGCAUCUAACAGUAUGAUCAAUCUCUAUGCAGAUCUUGGAAUGGUAUCUGAAGCCAAAUUGAUUUUUGAAAAAUUGAGAGCAAAGGGUUGGGCAGAUGAGAUAACAUAUGCCAUCAUGAUUUAUCUUUACAAGAAUGUGGGCAUGCUUGAUGAAGCCAUUGAUGUAGCAGAGGAAAUGAAACUUUCAGGUCUAAUAAGGGACUGUGGUUCAUUUAACAAGGUAAUGUCAUGUUAUGCCAUUAACGGGCAGCUACGUGAAUGCGGAGAAUUGUUGCAUGAGAUGGUAACUCGGAAACUCUUGCCUGAUAGUGGAACUUUUAAAGUAUUAUUCACUAUAUUGAAGAAAGGUAUUCCAAUUGAAGCAGAAACGCAGCUUGAAUCAUCUUACAAUGAAGGGAAACCUUACUCUAGGCAAGCUAUCAUCACCUAUGUUUUCUCUCUGGUUGGUAUGCAUGCUAUGGCGCUCGAGUCGUGCGAAAAAUUCACAAAAGCUGAUGUAAAACUUGAUUCUUUUCUCUACAAUGUUGCUAUAUAUGCUUAUGGGGCAGCCGGGGAAAUUGACAGGGCUCUGAACAUGUUCAUGAAAAUGCAAGAUGAAGACCUGGAACCAGACCUCGUAACGUAUAUUAACCUAGUGGGUUGUUACGGUCAAGCUGGUAUGGUUGAAGGUGUUAAGCGGAUAUACAGCCAGAUGAAAUAUGAAGAAAUAGAGCCAAAUGAAUCCUUGUUCAGAGCUGUAAGAGAUGCGUAUACAGAUGCCAAUAGGCAUGACCUUGCCAAAUUGGUUAGCCAAGAGAUGAAAUAUGUGUUCGACUCAGAACAUCAAACGGAUUCCGAAACUAAAGCUGAGCCUGAUGAAACUACUUCAGAUCUUGAGGAUUUGUAAUUAUUUGAAGUGAAAAACUCCCAAUGGCGUUACACUGUACAGAAAAGCAUUUGCGCAUGCAUCUCAUACUGUGUAUGUAUGGUAGGAAAACAGCUGAAUAAUUUGAAGAUUGUAUAAAAAGUACUGGGUUUGACGAAACAUGUAUUGUAUUUCCCAUUUGUUAAAUUAAAUCUUAAUAAUAUGCCAACGCUGAAUGCAAUUUUUGCU